GUUUCCUUGCCAGGUGCUUAUUUUGCUAUAGGACAGGUGUACAGUGUUUCUUAGGCUUAACAAAAAAAUACUAGAGGAAGAAUUCUCUUCAAAAAAACUCUUCUUUGGUGAAUCCUUUUGCUAUUAGUUUAUGAGCUUGCCAUGGAAGCUGUUACUGAUAAUCCAGAUCAAAUACUGGAAGAGAUCAGGCACCAAAACUUCAGUUUAGGAGAGCUUCUUAAAGAUGUCAGUAAGGACAAUGAGAAGAUAGCAGAAUUCCUUCCAAAACUGACUCCUCUCCUUCUAGACCUCAUGAAAGCCUUCAGCCGGCAACUGGAAGACACUUCUAAGAUUCUUCAAAAUACCUAUCAGCUGCUGGAUGUUGUUCAUGACAAAGGCUGGAAACAAGCUUCAAGUAAAGCAGGGAGCAGCCUUGCAGACUGGCUUCAGAAAUUAAACAAGCUCAUCAUACAUGUUGCCAAAUACUUUGGAGACUUACAAAACAAACUGCUUGAGAUGAGCUGCAGAAAAUCGGAUGCUGUGCCAUUUGUUCCGUGUACCCCUUGGAAAUCUGUGCGUGAGGCUGAUAAAGAGAAAGCAAAUGGCACGCAGUUAUUGGCAGGUGUCAAUCAGCCAUUUCAUGAACCGUCCUCUGUAUGCAGAGGGGGAAACGGAACCCAGGUGACAGAAGACAAAACGGUGGAAACUGAAACGGGUUCAUCCUCAAAUGAAAAUAUAGCUGACAAAGAACAGGAAUGUCCAGUACUUGUGAAAAAUGAAGAUCAGCAACAAAAAUCCAUUGCAGUGCCAAAUCAGGACAAUGGAAUAGGUUCUCAAUCAGUGCUAUCUCCCACUCAGAAAAUUUCAGAAAACAGAGAUUUGGAAGACAGUUCAGGAAACAAUGGGGGAAAUGUAACUGUGUCCAGAAAGGUGGAAAACAGCAGUGUAAAGCAUCUGCAGACGUGUCCUGAUCAGGAAAAACAGACAGAGAUAAAAGAGGCCCUGAAGCAGAUGGGAAAUGGGAAUUGCAGGCUGAUAGCUGAGCCAGGCAGGAGUGACAAAGAUGUCAAUCAAAAGAAGACAAGUAAUGAAAUUGCCCAAAGCUACCAAGAAAAUUGUACAAGGUCAGGAGACUUGCAUAAAAACAGUUCCAUGCAUCUGUCUUCCGGUGAGCUGGAAGGAAAGGACAAUGAAAGUGACUGGAUGACUAAAGAGUUUCUUGUGAAAGCGAAUGAUCUGAGUGAACCUGAAAUAGCCUGUUGCAUUCGAGCCCCUUUCAGUGUGCUGGAAAAUCUAGUCAUCCGACUUGUCAAUGAUUUGAGUUCAUUGGUGGUGGAUGGUUCAGAAGAACUGGUCAGCAACGUCAUCCAUGCUGAGUGCUGCCCUUCUGUUGGCCCACCAACCAUUCAUUCCAUCACCAUCGCGAUCCCGUUUAUUUCACGUUACAGAGGAAUGUACAAAGACAUUAUGGUGAAGGUGACUGAUGUGAACUUUCGGUCAAGGUAUUUGACUCCUGUCUCCCUGGAAGGGCACCAAGGAAACCAGAAGGGGACUUUUGCAGAGGUGAAAACCAGCCAGCUUGGUAUUUUUUCAGUGGUUUCAUGCUUAAAGACGGAAACAGUCACCAUUCCAAAGAAAGGACUUUCACGAAAGCUAAGUAUGGAUCCCAGAAUUUCAUUUUGCUGGCCUCCGUCAACUUUUACCUCUCGUGUAACAAUGCACCUAAAGGUACAACCAAUUGAGCCAUCUCUAAUUUCCACGUUAAAAACAAAGAAUGACGUGUACCAUUCAGUGGUGUCUACUAGCCCUCUGGUGCACCUGCAACAUCCUUCAUCACGGCCAUUCAACAAAUCCAUCGCAAUUAUUCUGCCUUGCCCUCCAAAUCAAGAAAAGAAGACGGAAGGGAAUGAGAAGGACCCAGGGAGAGCUAUGAGUGCAUCCAUACCCAGAGUUACAACUGCGCAUCAAUUUCGUUUUUAUUGUAUUAAGAUGUAUGCUUACGUCCCAGAUAACUUUUAUACGCCAAAAGCUGCCUUGUGGUUCUCCAGGGCAAUGAGUGCCUCUCCGAGAAAGCAUGGGGAGAAUCUCCACGAAUCCUUGAAAUUACUGGGGUACAGAAGCAGAGAAGAGGAAUGGGCCGUGUUGGAUGAUAUCGCGGUGCAGAAUGCACGGAAUGGCCUCGUGUCAUUUGAACUAGGCGAGCCCUUAGACAGCUUUAUUAUCCUUCGCCUGUCCUCUUCUGUGGAUAACGCACAUCUAGUUCAGUUCGUUAAAAAUAUGGAGAAAGACAUCUACACCACGAUGGUGAAAGUGGUGCUCUAUCGGAAAAGAGAAGAUCCGUACAAGGUCGCUGUCUUACUCGUUCCAUCCAAGGAACUGAACUUGGAGCUGCAGGCUCUGCGUGAGGAGGGUUUCUCUGGCCCUCCUGAUCCCUCUCAGCAGUUCAAACUGAGAGAAGGGGAGCAGGUUUAUUUUAGAUUUAGCGGAAAUAUUCAUGCUUCAGAUUAUGGGGCGGCCUUUGGGAAAAGCUACAAGCUUACUUUUCAUGCACAGAAAAAGUCACGGCUUGACCUGCAAAUCAAGGAGGUGGAUGAAUUUGGCAAUUACAGCUCACCGCAUUACAAAGGAACCGCCUUAUUCUACAAAGUGAGCAAAGAAGCCAUUGCUAAAAGCUGGGAACAGUCUCUUUUGCCUGAAGGCUACCAGCAGGAAGACCUUCUCUGCAAAUUGGCUCUAACCUUGCCAAAAAGGGAAAAGCUUAUCGUUCGUCCACAGAGCACAAAAAUAACCUCAACUGAUUCAUCAGAUGCACUGUGGGACAAUUUACUGUAUUGGCUGUCACACGAGCUGUCGGAAGAUAACGCUUCUUGCCUCGCUCUCUGUCUGCCUCUCCACCGAAGCACUCUUCCAUUUAUUAAACUGAGGUGCCCUGAUAAUCUCACUGAGCAGAUCUACGAGUUCCUGUGCUUCUGGAAAAGGAAUCUUCCGCGAUCUGCAGACAAGCUCCAGCUCCUCUCUCGCUAUCUCUAUAAAAGCGGCAGAAGCGAUCUUGUCAAGGAUCUCCAGUUCAAAUGGAAGAGCAAAGUUUUCUGGAGGAAAACUCAUGAUUUCUUUAGUAGGCCAGUUGGGGAUGGGGAGUCUAUGUAAUUGUCUUUUUUAAAAAAAACUCUUUCCGAACAACUGCUUCAUUUCAGUAGUGAAAAAUGGAAACCAUUCAGGAGGGAGAUGUCAAUUGUGAGAUACGUAUAUUUUAACACCGCUUCAUUUGCUCAGCAGUACAUUUCUCUGCCAAGCCUGCAGACAGAAAUUGUACCUAUGUGUGGUUUUGAUAGGGCCCCCAAAAUCCAUGGGGGCACUGGGUGCUUGUCAGCAAAGUUGUACUCAGAGCAGACAUAUUUAAAUUAACGAACAUUACAAAUUUAGGCUUAUUAAUAGGUCUGAGUAAAACCUAGUUGAAUACAGUGGAACCUCAGUUGUCGAACACUUCAGAAGCCAAACAAUUCGGAAGCAAAAUGCCAACAAUCCGGAAGUGAAUGCUUCCGUUUUCGAACGUGCCUCGGACGUCAAACAGCUUCUGAAGGCGCAUUUCUCCAUUUUUUAAAAGGAAUUUGCCGGCCGGCAAUUGCGCCUCAGUUGUCGAACAUUUUGGAAGUCGAACGGUCUUCCAGAACGGAUUACGUUCGACAACCAAGGUUUCACUGUAUACCACCACUCAUUGCAAGCAACUGUAAAAGCAGCUUAAAGUAUACUUAUAUUAAGGAAUGCAUUUGCAAUCCUAUACCAACUUUCCUGGGUGUAAGCUUCAUAGAACUCAGCAAAACUUACUUCUGAACAGUGCUUUUUUUCUGGGGGUACGCAGGGGUACGCAUAUCCCUGAACAUUUUGUGAAUCUUUGUACUUUUGUCCAUUUACUGUAUUUAUUUUCCCCGAUUUGAACUCUAAAAUGGUGAUUUCCUUGAAUCAAAUUAAAAGUACCCCUAAACAUUUUUAAGAAAAAAAGCACUGCUUCUGAAUGUCCACUUUAAACAGUUGUAGACCCUCCCCCAAGAAUCUGGGGGGGGGGGCUGUAGAGUGGUAAUAAUUCUUAGGGGGGCCCUAUUCCCCUUACACAGAGACAAUUCCCAGACUUCCCUGGAAAGAAGGAUUGGUUAUUAAACCAUCCUGGGGAUUUUAGCUCUGAGUGAUUUUAGCUCUCAAUGAAGUCCCCAAUAUUUGAGCAGUUUGUUCCCAAGUGCCUUUCCUCAAAUACCCCACAUACCUUCCAAUGAGCUGGGAAUUCAUCUCAUCCUGAGCCCCUCGACCCAGCAGAAUGGAGCUCAGGAUUUUUCUGUAGAUGAUACAGCAUGGAGCCCAACCAUUCAUGAGAAAGGCCAUUUAAAAAAGUGGCAAAAUACACUUCCAGACCCAAUCUGGGAGAAUAGAGAAGCCCACAAAAAUUGGAUUUUAAAAUUCAGGUAAAGUUUUCAGCUUUCAUUUAGAUGUACUCAGUGCUUCAUUUAGAAGUACACAGGGGAAAGGACUGGGCAGGAGUGGGUCAGAGUUGGGAUUGGAUGAAAAAUUGAUGUUUGUUUAAUUUUUGGACGGAUUAAAUUGGUUGGAAAUGGAUAAUUUUAAGGAGCUAGUUGAAGCAUCCGGGAAAACCGGAACUGGGGGGGGGGUUGAACUUAGAAGUAAAAGAGGAAAAUAUAAGGAGAUUUGAUAAUUUUGUGAAUCAUUUUUGAGGGAAAAUUAGAGGCCAAUGGGGAAUUAUAAUAGAUAAAUAAGAUUAUAAUGUUUGGAUUAGGGGAAAAAAUUGGAAUUGUUUUAGAUUGGAAAAUGAAUGUAAAAAGUUGUAUUUUUAAAAUGAAUUGGAAGUUGCAUAUUUUGGGGAUAAAAAAGGGCUCGGAAAAGAGGGGUCGGGGAAGUCGGAAUUGAUUAUAAUCAUGGAUUAUAAAUUAGAAUGUUUUUCUUUUUUUUCUUUUUUCUUUUUUGAAGUGUUUUUUUUUCCUCUGUGGUUUUUUCCCUUUUUUUCUUGUUGUUGUUUUUAUUUGUAUUGGCUAUGUAAAAUUGUUUUU
Zootoca vivipara (common lizard) is the source of this 5033-nucleotide messenger RNA. The record is from RefSeq and is a predicted model, not a curated record. Lineage: Eukaryota; Metazoa; Chordata; Lepidosauria; Squamata; Lacertidae.